This is a messenger RNA of Fonticula alba, 1351 nucleotides long. RefSeq lists its product as hypothetical. The record is from RefSeq and is a predicted model, not a curated record. The transcript has 3 exons. Lineage: Eukaryota; Rotosphaerida; Fonticulaceae. Bases 106 to 1335 code for a protein of 409 amino acids.
CUCCUCCGAUCAAGAUGGCCAUUCAUCCGCUGUCCCGGUCCCAAGUUCUACCCGGUCCCACUGCGCCAUCGAUGCCUCUCCCGCCGGGUGGUUGUCCGAUCUGCAAUGAAAGCUGAGGAGUCGAGCGCACGAAAGCGCCUGCGCUUGUCACACAGCUGCUGGCAGCAGCCACCUGUCCACCUUGGCCCCGGGAUGGAAAGCCCUUCUGCACAAUCUUCAAUGGAUUCCACCAGUGCCACCGGAAAUACCUUCUUCGACCUUUCUCGGUCGGAGAUCCACUAUUCAGAUCAAACACCAAAUCCGGCUCCGGUCACCAUCAAGUCCGAGCCGCCAUCCAGCUCCCCCGGGGCCGGACACGGUGGUUCCAUCAUGCGAUCCGACCCAAAUCCCCUCAGUCCGCAUUUCGACGAGCCUCCACACCCCCAGGCCGAGAUUAAGACCGAGGCACCUGCUCCGCCAGUCAAGCGUGGUCGUGGCCGACCGAAGGGCUCGGUCCGGGCCUUUACCCCGGCCGAUGCCGAGGCCCAGCUCCUGCGCCGGGCCGGCUUGUCGAUUUACACCCACGCGGGGGAGCGCCUGCGCAGUGCGCGGGCCAUGCGUGAGUACCUGGAACACGCCCCCUGGGACGCUCGGGCGCGGGCCCAAACCCGAGUGUAUCUGGCCCGCACGGCGGCCGAAAAUCUCUACCCAAAGCGCCCGAGUGGCUUGCAGAUCCGCAUUGACCUGGCGGUGGCAGCCGGAGAUGCGCAAGCAGCUGUCCAGGCAACUCGGGCCCUUGCCCGGCUUUCCCGGAGCUCAGCCGAAAAGGAAAAGGCCGCCGUCGAGGAGACUAACCGGCGAGUGGCGGAGUUUGACCGCCAUGCUCUGGCGCAGGCCCAGUCCCGGGGCAUUUCCGAGGCCGCAUACCUUCGAGAACUGGCCCGAGCCAAGGAGCUCCUGCAGGAUGCCCCCCCAGCACCGACCACUGUCGAGGUGGUGGCCUUGGUGGAGGCCUCAAAGCAGGCCUCACAGGCGGGAGCCACAACCACGGUUUUGGUGGCCGGCAGCAGCAGCCCCACGUCUCGAGAGCGGGCACUCCGCUUCCGGCCUUGCUUGGACCUCCGCUGGUUGCAUCUUCUUCGACAGCUGAGCGCCGGGACGGGCGCAUCAGCACCCCGCGAGCUGAUUGGAGCCAUGCUUUGGCCUGCUCGGCGGAAGUCCCCUCGUCCUGGGGUCCUGUUCGGGGGAGCUGUGGCCCUUUCCCACCCCCGGCAGUUGCCCUUUCUCCGGCGGAAUGCACGUCUUGUCUGUCGCCGACGUGGGAUACCCUUUAUCUGUGAGGAGGAGGAUGAAUAGAGCAAAAUGUGCAAAA